This is a messenger RNA of Mollisia scopiformis, 2120 nucleotides long. RefSeq names its product calcium/calmodulin-dependent protein kinase-like protein. Gene Ontology annotation, molecular function: ATP binding; protein serine/threonine kinase activity. Gene Ontology annotation, cellular component: nucleus. Gene Ontology annotation, biological process: protein phosphorylation; mitotic DNA damage checkpoint signaling. Lineage: Eukaryota; Fungi; Ascomycota; Leotiomycetes; Helotiales; Mollisiaceae. The record is from RefSeq and is a predicted model, not a curated record. The transcript is spliced from 5 exons. Bases 146 to 2083 code for a protein of 645 amino acids.
CCUGCUGCUGCUGCUUACGUCUUUUUGCUCUCCCCCCCUCUGGAACGCUUCUUUCCACUCGCUGAAACGUUCCUUGCCCUUUCGUCUCACACGCAUAUUCUCCAACGGCUUUUGAGAUAUCUAUCUCCUCAAAAACUGUAUUCUAAUGAUGUCUCUGUCGCAGCAGAUAAAGAAUCUGAUCCGUCACGGAAAAGGAGCAAAGCAGACACCUAAUGACGAUCCCACUACGCAUGUCUCGCCUGUUAAUGUUCAUCAACACCACCAAGCACGAGCUCACGAUAAUGCCCCACGACAAGACGCAAAUCAUUACGCCAACACCGACCCGAACAUGAUCGCCCACCAAGCUCACCAGGUACCGCACGGCGACGCAUACUCCAUGGCUGACGGCGACAAUCGAAACCGAGGCGCGCAAGCUGGGAAUGCGGCUGCGCACGCAGCAGAACAGAAGCAGAAGAAGACUGGCAAGGCUGUUGACAAAGAAGAGAUUGCGCGGAUAGUGGCAGAAGAGAACGAAAGCAAAGGAAAACUCCCAAGAUACCCAGGUCUGGAACGAUGGCAGUUGAUCGAGAAGAUGGGUGACGGCGCUUUUAGCAAUGUCUAUCGGGCAAAGGAUAUCGAGGGUACGGCUGGAGAGGUGGCCAUCAAAGUCGUGCGAAAGUUCGAGAUGAACUCUCAGCAGGGCGAUGCUCACCUUCAUCCGGACUUCAAAAAGCAACCGAAGGUUGUUGAGAGGGCAAACAUCUUGAAGGAGGUUCAGAUUAUGCGUCAACUGGAUCAUCCUAAUAUUGUCAAGCUGGUUGAUUUCUCCGAGUCGAGGCAAUACUACUACAUCAUAUUAGAGUUGGCACCGGGAGGGGAAUUGUUCCACCAAAUCGUUCGUCUCACGUAUUUCAGCGAGGAUCUAUCACGACACGUCAUUACUCAAGUUGCAGAAGCAUUAGAGUAUCUGCAUGAAGAGAAGGGUGUCGUUCACAGAGAUAUCAAGCCUGAAAACUUAUUAUUCUCGCCAAUUCCUUUCAUGCCUUCGAAGCACCCAAAGCCUAAAGCUCCCGAAGAUGAGGACAAGGUUGACGAGGGAGAAUUCGUUAAGGGUAUUGGAGCUGGAGGUAUUGGAAAGAUCAAGAUCGCUGAUUUUGGUCUGAGUAAGGUAGUGUGGGACAAUCAGACUAUGACGCCUUGUGGAACUGUUGGUUACACUGCACCGGAAAUUGUCAAGGAUGAACGUUACUCGAAAAGCGUCGACAUGUGGGCAUUGGGAUGUGUGUUGUACACGUUACUUUGCGGUUUCCCACCUUUCUACGAUGAGAGUAUCCAGGUUCUUACUGAGAAGGUUGCACGAGGUCAAUACACUUUCUUGUCGCCAUGGUGGGACGAUAUUUCCAAACCAGCUCAGGAUCUUGUCUCACACUUACUUACCGUCGACCCUGCCAAGCGAUAUACCAUCAGACAAUUCUUAGAUCAUCCAUGGAUCAGGGGUACCGAAGAGCCAACAUAUGCUGCUCUGGACGCACCACCACUCGCUACGCCAGCUGUUGAACGACAAAGACAAUUAGGAGGUGGUCAACUCAAGGCAUUCGAUCCCACACUUCUCGAGUCACCAGGUGCAGGCAAGCGAAUGGAUUUCCGAAGUCCAGGUGCCGUCAACCUACGUGAGGUCUUUGAUGUCGGUUACGCAGUCCACAGACAAGAAGAAGAAGCCAAGCGCCGCAAGAAUUUCAACCCAGGUUACCGAGGCGCAGCCGCAGUCAACGGACUCAACCCUAUCGACGACGACGACAUGGCUGAGGAAGAAGAAUACGAAGAAGAUAUCGGCGUCCCAUCCAAGGUCCCCAAGGCCAGAGAUGCGGAUGUCCAUCAAGUAGAGCAAGGAUUACGAAACACAAACCUGAACGCCGCAGCAGCAGCCAGAGUCCCGCAACAAAAGGGCUACGGCCAACACAGCGCGGCCGUAACAGCUGCAGCGAAGCAACAGGUCCGGAAUCGAAAGGGCGCUUUUGAACUUAAUCUCGAUGGAGCAACACUGUUGGGUAGGAGAGGACAGAAGGGUCCGAGUGGGUUGCGGGAGACGACCGUUGCGCAGUAAUUCAGCGUAGUGUGUGCGCGUGGUAACAUGGAAAGUA